This is a messenger RNA of [Torrubiella] hemipterigena, 1572 nucleotides long. NCBI's taxonomy places the organism in Eukaryota, Fungi, Ascomycota, Sordariomycetes, Hypocreales, Clavicipitaceae. The record is from the annotation of a GenBank genome assembly.
AUCGUUUUAGAGUGGAAGUAUAAUACAGACAGGAUUCCCUCGCGUACUCCGGAUUCAGCAACGAUUGAGGAGCUUAGAAAAACAAGACUCUACCCUCACCCAACGUCUUUAUUAUCAGUGUUCUUUCCAUCUUGACUUCUUCUUUCUCAACCAAACAAUAUCACCUCGAUCAUACACAUACAUCAAACCCAAACUUGAACGAACCCAAUCUCGCCCAUCAUGUCAUCUGUGGCAAAGGGCAACCCCAAGGACUCCAUGAAGUCCACCUGGCGCCGACAGGACAAGGCGACAUGGACACCAUUCCACUGGUUCUACCAGCUGUUGUACAUUCACCCAACACAUCUGGAUGUUCCUGUGCCCGUGCACAAGAAGACCGACAAGUUGGCCUACAACCCAGAGUGGAAUCUCCACGCAUGGAUCAUUAUCCACGCCGUCAUCCCAUACAUCUUGCACCAAGCUUACAUCAACUACACGGGCAAGAACCUGAACCCUGUGUUAGCGUUUGUUCUGUACUCGUUCUUCUUCAAGUUCAACACAAUCCAUCAGAUCCACUCGCUACGCACGGCAGGCCACAUGGUCGGCUUCCUCGACGGCGACGAGCACGAUCGCGACGGCGUGCCCGAUGUUGGCGUAGCCAAGGUCUUCUUCUCGCUCGUCAUUACCUCGACCGUGCGCCCGCUCUUCACCGUCUUCCUCAGCUACCGCACCAGCAUGACCCCAGCCGAUAUUAACUGGUACCUGCUACCCGUGCAGGUCGGCCUCUACGGCAUCAUCCUCGACUUUUGGUUCUACUGGUACCACCGCCUCAUGCAUGAGGUUGAGGCCCUCUGGAAGUUCCACCGCACGCACCACCUGACCAAGCACCCCAACCCACUGCUGACGCUCUACGCCGACGAGGAGCAGGAGAUUUGGGAUAUUGCAGUCAUUCCUCUGCUCACUUACUUCAGCAUGGCCGCCAUUGGUCUCCCCCUCGAUUUCUACGCGUGGUGGAUGUGCCACCAGUACGUUGUGUUUGCUGAGGUGGCCGGUCACAGUGGUCUGCGCGUCCAGACAUCGCCUCCUAACCCCUUUACCUUCAUUCUCAAGUGGUUCGGCGCCGAGCUCGUCGUGGAGGAUCACGAUCUGCACCACCGCAAGGGCUGGAAGGCCAGCGGCAACUACGGCAAGCAGACUCGCCUCUGGGAUCUCAUCUUCAACACUUGCAAGGACCGAAUUGAGGCUGUGGAUGACAAUGUUGAUUGGAACAAUCCCGUUUACAUGCCUCUUUGGUAAAUAAGAAUGAAAAAAGGAAAGGAAGUCAUAUGAAUGUGCGAUACGCAUUACGUGGGUGUUUUUUGUUUGCAAUAUCAUGGAUUAUCAUCAUAGAUUUUUUACGCUAUAUAUCCCCCUUGAAUUUUACUAUUUUCUCUAAACUAUGGUGUUGAAUUUUAUAUGCGCAAGUCUGUAUUGUUUUAUAGGAUAUUGAGUUGAUGGCUAUGUAAGUGGCCAACAUCAGCUCUCAUCUAUUUAGCGGAGCCGUGGCGCCGUUGAGCGUUUUGUGCGGAUUUACGUUUUCUCCCCCUUUCAUCAACC